Molecule: messenger RNA, 6906 nt
Organism: Chinchilla lanigera (long-tailed chinchilla)
Lineage: Eukaryota; Metazoa; Chordata; Mammalia; Rodentia; Chinchillidae
Gene: Pde5a
Product: phosphodiesterase 5A, cGMP-specific
Exons: 21
Coding region: 313-2904 (863 amino acids)
Biological process (GO): signal transduction
Molecular function (GO): protein binding; 3',5'-cyclic-GMP phosphodiesterase activity
Source: RefSeq, a predicted model, not a curated record
GGGCUUCCGGAGCGCUCGCCAGUGGCCUCCGCGGUCGCUUGGCGGCCAGGGGUCGGAGCCCGCGAGAGCAGGUCUCCGCUGGACCCCGGAAGGAGCGGGACUGCUGCGCCCGGCCCCGCCCGCCACACCUGGAGCGAGGACAGCGUGGGGCGGGGCAGCAGGAGGUUGGCCCCGCUUGGCCGGCUGGGGCGACAGCCUGCGGACUGCAGCGGGCGAAGGGGGAGGGUCUCGGGCAGCGCCCCGCUCCUCCGAGGGAGGGACCCCAGCUGGGUGGAACCCGGCCGCCGCGAGCCGCAGAGACGGGCGGUGAUCAUGGACCCGGCCGGCCCCAGCCCCGGGCGGCCGCAGCGGGACCAGGACUCGGUCGAAGCGUGGUUGGACGAUCACUGGGACUUUACCUUCUCUUACUUUGUUAGAAAAGCCACCAGAGAAAUGGUCAAUGCAUGGUUUGCUGAGAGAGUUCACACCAUCCCUGUGUGCAAGGAAGGUGCCCGAGGCCACACCGAGCCUUGCUCCUGCCCUUCGCAGCAGAGCCCUCGGGCAGACACCAGCGCCCCUGGAACACCAACCAGGAAAAUCUCUGCCUCAGAAUUUGACCGCCCCCUCAGACCCAUCGUUGUCAAGGAUUCUGAGGGAACUGUGAGCUUCCUUUCUGACUCAGAAAAGAAGGAACAGAUGCCUCUAACCCCCCCACAGUUUGACAAUGGUGAAGGGGACCAGUGCUCAAGACUCUUGGAAUUAGUGAAAGAUAUUUCUAGUCAUUUGGAUGUCACAGCUUUAUGUCACAAAAUUUUCUUGCAUAUCCAUGGACUCAUUGCCGCUGACCGCUACUCCCUGUUUCUUGUCUGUGAGGACAGUUCCAACGAUAAGUUUCUUAUCAGCCGCCUCUUUGAUGUUGCUGAAGGUUCAACACUGGAAGAAGCUUCCAAUAACUGUAUCCGUCUGGAGUGGAACAAAGGCAUUGUGGGACAUGUGGCAGCGUUUGGUGAGCCCCUGAACAUAAAAGAUGCGUAUGAGGAUCCUCGUUUCAAUGCAGAGGUUGACCAAAUUACAGGUUACAAGACACAAAGUAUUCUUUGUAUGCCAAUUAAGAAUCACAGGGAAGAGGUUGUUGGUGUAGCUCAGGCCAUUAACAAGAAAUCAGGAAAUGGAGGGACGUUCACCGAAAAAGACGAAAAGGACUUUGCUGCUUAUUUGGCCUUUUGUGGUAUUGUUCUUCACAAUGCUCAACUCUACGAAACUUCCCUGCUGGAGAACAAAAGAAACCAGGUGCUGCUUGACCUUGCUAGCUUAAUUUUUGAAGAACAGCAAUCAUUGGAAGUAAUUCUGAAGAAAAUAGCUGCUACUAUUAUUUCCUUUAUGCAGGUGCAGAAAUGCACCAUUUUCAUAGUGGAUGAAGACUGCUCCGAUUCUUUUUCUAGUGUGUUUCAUAUGGAAUGUGAGGAGUUAGAAAAAGAAUCUGAUACUUUAACAAGGGAACGUGAAGCAAACAAAAUCAAUUACAUGUAUGCUCAGUACGUCAAAAACACUAUGGAACCACUUAAUAUCCCAGAUGUCAGCAAGGACAAACGGUUUCCCUGGACAAAUGAAAACACAGGAAAUGUAAAUCAGCAGUGCAUUAGAAGUUUGCUCUGUACACCUAUAAAAAAUGGAAAGAAGAAUAAAGUCAUAGGGGUUUGCCAACUUGUUAAUAAGAUGGAGGAGAAUUCUGGCAAAGUUAAGCCUUUCAACCGCAAUGAUGAACAGUUUCUUGAAGCUUUUGUCAUCUUUUGUGGCUUGGGGAUCCAGAACACGCAGAUGUAUGAAGCGGUGGAGAGGGCCAUGGCCAAGCAGAUGGUCACGUUAGAGGUUCUGUCCUACCAUGCUUCAGCAGCAGAGGAAGAAACAAGAGAGCUCCAGGCAUUAGCGGCUGCUGUGGUACCAUCGGCCCAGACCCUUAAAAUUACUGACUUCAGCUUCAGUGACUUUGAGCUGUCUGAUCUGGAAACAGCACUGUGCACAAUUCGGAUGUUCACCGACCUCAACCUUGUGCAGAACUUCCAGAUGAAAUACGAGGUUCUUUGCAGAUGGAUUUUGAGCGUUAAGAAGAAUUAUCGGAAGAACGUUGCCUAUCACAACUGGAGGCACGCCUUUAAUACAGCUCAGUGCAUGUUUGCCGCCCUAAAAGCAGGCCAAAUCCAGAACAAGCUGACGGACCUGGAGAUACUUGCACUGCUGAUUGCCGCACUCAGCCACGAUUUGGAUCACCGUGGUGUGAACAACUCCUAUAUCCAGCGAAGUGAACAUCCCCUUGCCCAGCUCUACUGCCAUUCCAUCAUGGAGCACCACCACUUCGACCAGUGCCUGAUGAUUCUGAACAGCCCAGGCAAUCAGAUUCUCAGUGGCCUCUCCAUUGAAGAAUAUAAGACCACCCUGAAAAUAAUCAAGCAAGCUAUUUUAGCUACAGACCUAGCACUGUACAUAAAGAGACGAGGAGAAUUUUUUGAACUUAUAAGAAAAAAUCAAUUCAAUUUGGAAGAUCCUCAUCAAAAGGAAUUAUUUUUAGCCAUGUUGAUGACAGCCUGUGAUCUUUCUGCAAUUACAAAACCUUGGCCUAUUCAACAACGGAUAGCAGAACUUGUAGCAACUGAGUUUUUUGAUCAAGGAGACAGAGAGAGAAAAGAACUCAACAUAGAGCCCACUGAUCUAAUGAACAGAGAGAAGAAAAACAAAAUCCCAAGUAUGCAAGUUGGGUUCAUAGACGCCAUCUGCUUGCAACUGUAUGAGGCCCUGACCCACGUAUCAGAGGACUGCAGGCCUUUGCUAGAUGGCUGCAGGAAGAACAGGCAGAAAUGGCAGGCCCUCGCAGAGCAGCAGGAGAAGACCAUGGUGAAUGGGGAGAACAGCCAGGCCAAGCGGAACUGAGCUGUCUGCUCCCCGCGGAGUUGGAGUUUACAGAGACCGUGUGUCUGCAGUACGCCUGGUUUCACUGGGCGCCAUUUAGAUUGGGUGUAUACUUUGCCACUGCUGUAUUUUUAUUUUUGCACAACUUUUGAGAGCAUAGCAUGAAUGUUGUUAGUGGUCAAUUACAUUUUUUUCUGUACAUUUGUUAUACGCCACUAAAGUGAUUACCGACACCCACCCGUACUUCACACGUUGAUCAGAGCACUGUGGUAUUUUGUGUACUACCAAGUGUAAGUGGUGUUCUUGCACUGAGGUGGUUUUGUGAUUGGGAAUUAUACGCAACUGGUUUUUGUGUUUCCUGAGGUACCGAUCUUUCAACGUUUGGAGUCUUUUCUGAAAGUGGGUUAGGAGAAAAUUAAAUACAUUCUGGGACACUGAAAGCCAUCAUAGAAUGGACUAAAUAUCAGCUGAGAGGAUUUUAAAGAGAAAAGAAUACAUUUGGUGAAAAUACUUUAAAUUUAAGACACUGAAAACCACAUGGCAAGUACUAUGAGACAGUAUUGUAAGGAAAACAUAGUAUAUAAUUGAUUUGCUAUUUUUGAAAGAACAGGCAGGAGAGAACACUCAUUUCAGUGCAGUCUGUCUGCCCCACACCGGGCCGCAAGACAGUCCAGUCUCCGCUACCUGACGGUAAGCAGGGGAAAGCAGAAGAUGCAGUCACUGACUUCCUGAGGAUGACUGUGAUCCCGAAGUGCAGUGGCCUGGGCGCCGUCAGCCGGGAGAAGCGUUCCACUGGAAGAUCCUUCUGCGAAUCGGUGUUUUGGAGGCGAGUGAGAAACUGCCAUAUUUUGUUUUAUAGCAGUGAUAGUGAACCUUUUAGAGUUUUCAUGCUGUAGGUUUACCAUCACUGGUUUAUAGGAUGAAUCAAGCCAAAAUCAAAGAAUUUUGGUGUGUAACCUAAAAUACUGAAUUUUAGCUCACGGUCUGUGGAAUUUCCUUCCCACAGCUUUUAGUAGUUUACAUUUUCUUGGGAUUUGAACACACUGGUGUCCCUGAAGUCACUUUGGAGAAGCAGAGAGUGAACUGAGCAGCUAGUUUAAAAAGGAAAGCAUCGCAAAUAUGAAGAAGUGCUGGGAUUUGGGGACAGUAGGAGGAGAGAUUUGACUUGUUAGUUUCCACCCUCAUCCCUUCAGGAAAGAGUGGUAUUUGAACUGAUUUUCAGUUACUAAUUUGGAUAGAAAAUCUCUAAUGCAGCAGUCUCAAAGACCUUUCUCUAAAAUGUGCUUUUUCAUUUGUGUUUUUCCCUUUAAUCUUGCCUAAAAUAUAACACAUUUAAAAUUCUGACGUGCACGUAUAUUUUGAAGUUAUAUGGCUUUAUUUUCAUCAAUUAGGUACCCCCAAAAACCACAUUGUAUUUCUGUUAGUUUGUCUUGGUAAAGGCUAAGCUAAAAAGUUAUCAACUAACACUAUGUGUGUUACUAUAAUAGUUGUAUUUGUAGAAAGUUGUGUUAUUUUUUAUUUCACAUCAUACAGAUCAAAUCUGUAGGGCUGCUUCUUGGUGGCACUGGUGUGUAAAUUACAGAGACUCAAUAAAAUAACAGCCGCAUCCACAUACUGGUACACAUCUGUGCAUGCACACAUGAUUCCUUAGUAUAGAUAAACAGUUUAAAGAUUAGCAGUGUUGAAUGAAGCUAUCUUUUUAUCACACACAUUGUGAUUUAGCAGUUAUACUAAAAUAUAUAUUCAUAUACUUCAGUAGUUUUUUUAGACCCCUCUGAUGCUUUUCAUGGAGAAUUUUUAAAAGAUGUGGUAAAUACAGUGCAGAGGAUGUGGACACAUGUCAUUUUAACAAGCAAGAAGACAUAGUUAGAUUAGAAAUUGUUUGGUUUACCUUUAGAUAAUGGUUUACUUUACUUCACUAUUUGAGGCAUUAAAGGAAGUGAAGCACUGCCAUGCCUAUUUUUUUGAUAUUUUACUUCCUAUAGAAGAGAAUACUUCUUUAGGACUGGUUAAUUAAUUCAAAUAAUUUUUAAUUUGUAAGAAGAUCAUUCCAUACAUGGAUUACCAUCCGUGGUAUCUGGGCACAAAGCAAAAUUUUUGUACUUAUGUAUUUCUUUGCCAGUAUCUUCCCAAGUUGGAAAAAAAAUACAUAUAGGACUUCCUCACCCUACCCUAUAUUUAUAUUACCCACAACUAGGAAGAAGUUAUUCUUGUUCUAUAUUGUUUGUUUUCUGUUUGUUUGGUUGGUUUAUGGUUGGCUGGAUGUUUGAUUUUAGCAGAGUAACAGGGUGUAUUUAAUUUCAAUUUUCAGCCAAAAAAGUCCCCACUAUUUUACUAACUUGUUGAAAGAUGUCUUUAAGCUUGCAUGGUCUUACAUUUUUCAGAGGGUUGGCCUUUGCCGGUCACAGUCCUGUGUGUAAGUCACUUAACCUCCGUGAGCCUGAACUAAUUGUGCUUUUUAAAGUAGUUAGGUUUGGGCAAAGCCUGUCUUGGGGCCAGUGGGGUGGGUGGUGGUUGGCAGCUACUUUGAAAGCCCCAGUGAGCCUUGGACACCACUGUCCGAAGUGGGCUAUCGGGUGCAAGAGACGUGAUGUAAUCCCAUAGGUCACUUCUUAUGCUGCAUUUUCAAGACUGACAAAGCAAAGGCAGAAUACAUUUAUUCACCUCUGGGUGCAGAUCAUGAUCAAUAUGAGAUUUUUGAGCUAUUUGAAUGCUUUGCCUCAGAUACAAACCCAGGAUGAUGAGGUUGUCACCACUGAUUGCUUAUUUAUGAAGAACAGUCUCCUUUACUAGCAGCAUUGGAGAUAAGAAAGUACUGUAUAUGAAAAUGUACUGGAAAUAUUGGAUUCUUAGAAGAAACUGAUCACUGAUUCUUGCCUAGCAAUGAAGUGCCUUUAUUUUCAGGAUAAGGACAAUUUGAUUUUCAAUUUUCCUUUGUUUUUCACCAGAUUGUACUUUGUACUCCUAAAUCUUAUCAGGCCAUCAGAAACAAUGUGGUAAAUACAGUGGAUUUCAGAUGAAAGGGGGGAAGUUUAAUUGCUACCCUUCCUGUAAACAUAGUUAAGAUAAAAUGACACAGUUUAAUUGUUCAGUAUUAGACACCCAUCAUCCCACCUUUUAUUGAAUCCUUGCCACACAUGAGGUACCGUGCCUGUCUGUGGAGACAGAACACUUACCACAAAGAACUCACCGGCUGUGCAAGCAGUGCCAGAUAAAAGGUUUAACGGUUUCUGAUCUUGCAAAGUGAACAUGAAAACAUAGGGUGUAUUCUGUCACUUUCAUUUUCAUCUGUAACGUAUGUACUGUGCACCUUUCACUAAGAAUCUGUCGGUGGGCAUCCUGUCUUGUGAGUGUGAACCACUUUAACCUACUGAUAGCUUAAAGAGCACCUUAUGUAAGGAGUCAUAUAUUCCAUUGUUUUUCCAUAUACAGGCCAAAUAGUGAUAACUCAGAGUUCUCAUGGACUAUAAAACUGUGCAGUUUUGGGACCCCUUCUGCUCUUCCACAGGGAGCGAAGAAGAAAGUAUUAAAGCUCACUUCACCCGUAUACCUACCAAAACCCUGUGUAAGCAUGUCUUAAUGAAUGUUGUUGAAAGCAAUGUAAAUAGUUGAAAAUAUAAAUUUCUAUUACACUUGAAGAUAUAAACUUUAUGAAUCAUCACUAGCCACUGUUAAUAUCUAUUUGUAUUCUUCUUAUACCUUUUCAAUAUUUGAACAAAUAUAUAGUUUCUGGCACUAUUUUUAUACUAGGAUAAUGGCAUUACUGUGUAUAUUAUGUUUAGCUUUGAAGUCGUUUGAAAUAAUUGUGCUCUUGGUUUCUUUCUUUCCUGUCCCCGCCCUGGGAACCCUUUCAGCUUGACCCUUGUGUGACGGAAUCAUUUUGCAGGAACCCUUGCUCCCCGCUGGUCCCUGUGAAGUCCUGGGACAGGCAGGGUGGUUCUCCAUUGUGCAAACCCCGCCCUAUUCAGUUGUCUCCUCGUUUUGCCAUGCUUUGUAAGAAUAAAAAGAAUGAAUAAGUAGCUA